Planococcus citri (citrus mealybug) is the source of this 10693-nucleotide messenger RNA. RefSeq lists its product as uncharacterized. NCBI's taxonomy places the organism in Eukaryota, Metazoa, Arthropoda, Insecta, Hemiptera, Pseudococcidae. Bases 7475 to 10507 code for a protein of 1010 amino acids. The record is from RefSeq and is a predicted model, not a curated record. The transcript has 5 exons.
UUCGAGCUGAACUCGAUACAGCGAUUCGUGCCAAUUUCUAAAAUUUCCUCGCAAACGGGAAAUUUUUGAUUUUUUUGGAUAUUUUUAUCAUGAAAAAAGAUGGUCAAAAAACCACUCUUGAGGUGCCACUCCCGAAAUGGCUCAAAUGUGAAUAAACUUGUCAAACAGGUUAAGUAUAACACACAACUCGAUUUUCAGCUGCCCUAACUUCAUAUUCACGCCUUCUGGAGCAAAUUCAAAAUUCUGGAGAAAUUGAAAAUUGUGCUGGAGGCUUCAGAAUGGCUGGAAAUGAUGAAAUUCGCCCUCGGGGGGUUAGUUCUGGAUGAAAUACAGCGAUUCGCACAAAUUUCUAAAAUUUCCUCGCAUUCAGGAAAUUUUUGAUUUUUGGACAUUUUUAUUAAGUGAAAAAAGCUGGUCAAAAAACCACUCUUGAGGUAUUCCUCUCUAAAUUCGGCUCAAAUGCGGAUAAAUUCGUUAAACAGGUCGAGUAUAACACACAAUUUGUUUUUCAGCUGCCCAAAUUCAUAUUCGCGUCUUCUGGAGAAAUUGAAAAAUCGCACGGGAGGCUCCAGAAUGGCUGGAAAUGGCAAAAUUUGCCAUCGUGGGGCUAGUUAAUGACCAGGGCUCGGAUAUUCUUUCCCUAAAAAACCCAAAAUAUGCGCUUAAAUAUUCCCUAAAAAAUGCCAAAAUAUGCUCUAAAAAGUAAAAAUAUUCCUUAACGAUAUGGGCAUUGUUUUACAGGAAAAAUUAAUUCCCAUAAUAUUUUAUUAAUAUUGUUUUGUAAUACCAAGAAUUUCACGAUCAAAAAUGAAAAAAAGAGCGUUUUAAAAUCACAAAAAGGAAACUCUAAUUCCAUUAUCAAAGGAACAAAAAGCAUCCAAGUAAAAUGAACAAAAAAAAUAAGUAGGUAUAAGAGAGCUAUUGCCAGUUUCACAAAUUUUGCGGGGAAAAAGUGAAAAAUAGCCAAAUACUAAUUUGAUGCAAAUUUUUUUAAUUGAGUAAAAUAUUCCGUAAAAACCGCUAAAAACGUAAAAUAUGCUCUAUAAACGCAAAAUAUUCCCUAAAAAAUGCCAAAAUAUGCUUUUAUGGUGAAAUAUGCCAAAAUAUGCUCAAACGAAUUAGGCUCAUUUUACUUGAAAUUUCAUGAAUCGUGGAGAUAAUUGAAAAAUUCCCUAUCCUCUAUGCAUACAAAAAAUAUGCUCCAGCAUAAAAAUCCGAGCCCUGUUAAUGACGAAAUACAGCGAUUCGUACAAAUUUCAAAAAUUUUCUUGCAAACGGGAAAUUUUGGAUUUUUGGAUAUUUUUUUAAACUACUUAAGUAGGUAUAAUCUCCAAUGCUUCGAAGGGUCGAAAAUAAGGACGGUUUAGAUUAAAGCUUCCUUCUAUCUCAAAGUGGUCAAAUUUUGAGUAAUUCGAGGAAAAUUAGCAUUUCAAUUUUCAAAAAUUUCCCAAAAAUUGGUUCUGAAUUCUGAGUACCUACCUACUUAAGUAAUUUCAAAAUGCUCUUCCUGUUCUAAAGAUUUUCUUACCACGAUUGGGAAAUUUCUCUUUGUCAGGAAAACUUUCAAUUUGACGAAAAAUUGGUCAAGUAGGUACCUACCUACUCGUAUGAAUUAAACGAAUGGAAUCUGAAAUAUGCUUGUUGCGCAUUUAUUGAAUUUCCCUCCUCGUUGCUUCUUUCCUCUGCUUUGGUUUGUUGAGACUACAAGAUAAGUGUAAUACAAACAGUUUGCACUGAAAGCAAUUCGUAAUUGGAACAAUAUUGAAAUAAUGCUUAUAUUUUUGAACAGUUGCCAGUUGCCCUUUGAUUUACUGCGUGUUCGUGUUUGGCUAAACGAUAAUUUACGAUAAAUCGGCUUCGGUUGUGUUUAUUGUGUUUUUCUGUAAUCAAGUAAUUAUGAAUUUGAUCGCUUCUAUUUCGUUAAUAUUGAUAUUUUCAGCGGUUGUAUUAGCAUUCCCUGAAUCUGACGAUCAGCUGAAUUUCAAACGAGAGAAUGAUUUGGAUUUCGACACACCAGAUUCCGACCAAAAAGUUGGCUAUGAAAAACCCAUCGACCCUAACUCAUUAGAAAUUGACCAAUUGGCAAAAAAGUUAUUGGAUAAAUUCGAUUCCGAAUCUGGUGCAAAGUGUAAACGAAGGCUGCUUCGAGUAGUUAGCGUAAAAAGACAGGUUGUAGCUGGAAUAAAAACCAGAAUGGAACUGGAAAUAUGUCCAGAUAUUUGUGCCAAUGGCGUGAUCAAUUGGCUUUGUAUUUUCCUCAAUUGCUCAGACAAAAACUACAAAUUACAUAUCCUUGCGAUCUCAUAAUACUACUAUUAUUACCGUCAAUGUGAAUGUCCAGGUGAGCGAAUGCAAAAUUUGCGAUACUGAAGUGUGGGAAAAACCGUGGGAAGAAGACAAUUAUUUCCAAAUUAUGAAAUUCGAAUGCCCCUUAUAAUUUGAGACCCUUCAACCUUGGACUACAUUUUUAUCACUUCAAAUGGAUUAAUAACCAGGCUAUGAGAAUUUAAUUAAGUAGGUAACGAAAAUUAUUUGAUGUAAAAAAUAAAUUUUAUUGUUUAGCCUUCUCAAUCAGCAGAAUCAAUUUUGAACAGAUAGUAGAAGUUCACUUUGUGUAAAUACCCAUCCAAGGUAGGGGCGAGAGGAAGAUUUUGCUACGUAGUUAUUGAUUUCAAAAGUGUCCUAUUGAACGCCUUCCAAUUGUCUUUUACUGAUUUUAGUUUGAUUAUUGAAUAACCUCUUUCUUUUUAUAUGUACUUACAUACCCACAUGUGUUUAUUGAUGGUGCUUAUCAGGUUGCUUAAUGUGUUGUGACACUACAUAUUAUUCUACUAUUGCAUUCUACUCACAAUCAGUAAAAUUGAGGUAAGUGCACCUGAUAACGCUCACCUCUUGGGAAUUGUACUUAGGUAUUAGUAAAUGAAAAAUUUCAACAACAAAAAAAUUAAAAUAGCUGAUCUGUUUUUGUUUUUUUUGUUCAAGUUGAAGUAUUCUACAAUUUUGAAAGUUAGACUUACAUUUUAAUUUUAGGUCACUUCUUCGAUCAGGAUCAGCUUGCUUUGAUUAUAAAUUGCAGAAGUGAGUAACAAGAGGAGGAAAGAGAAAGGGGAAAAGCAGGGGCGGACUGGCCCAAAAGAGCCCACCGCGAAAAGAUAGAAAUUGGGGCAUAUUGGUACAUAAAGGGUGCAUUUUCCAUAGUCUUUCCAAUCAUUGGGCCCCCAAACUCUCACUCAUUACCAAAAAAAGUUGCAUACUUUUGAAUUUUAUCAAAAAUUUAUACCCAUUUUUCACAAAAAGAGCCCACUUUCUACUCAAGGGCCAACUUUCUUCCCGGAGCCUAACGGGAUUUCCACGGUAGCUCUUAUGGCCAAUCCGCCCCUGAAACCAGUGGUAGUGACAGAUACUGUUUAAAGCUGGUGGUAGUGGCAGAAACAGCUUAAAACCAGUGGUAGUCACAGACACUGUUUAAAACCGGUGGUAGUGGCAGAAACUGCUUAAAACCAGUGGUAGUGACAAACACAGUUUAAAACCAGUGGUUGUGACAGACACUGUUCAAAACCAGUGGUAGUGACAGACACUGUUUAUAACCAGUGGUUGUGACAGACAUUUGUUUAAAACCAUUGGUUGUGACAGACACUGUUUAAAACCAGUGGUAGUGACAAACACUGUUAAAAACCAGUGGUAGUGACAAACACUGUUUGAAACCAGUGGUUGUGACAGACAAUGUUUAAAACCAGUGGUUGUGACAGUCACUGUUUAAAACCAGUGGUUGUGACAGACACUGUUUAAAACCAGUGGUUGUGACCAACACUGUUCAAAACCAGUCGUAGUGAUGGACACUGUUAAAAACCAGUGGUAGUGACAAACACUGUUUGAAACCAGUGGUAGAUGCGGACACUGUUCAAAACCAGUGGUAGUGACAAACGCUGUUUAUAACCAGUGGUUGUGACCAACACUGUUCAAAACCAGUGGUUGUGACAGACACUGUUUAAAACCAGUGGUUGUGACCAACACUGUUUUAAACCAGUGAUAGUGACAAACACUGUUAAAAACCAGUAGUAGUGACAAACACUGUUUGAAACCAGUGGUUGUGACAGACUUUGUUCAAAACCAGUGGUUGUGACAGACAUUGUUUAAAACCAGUGGUUGUGACCAACACUGCUCAAAACCAGUGGUAGUGACGGACAGUGUUUAAUACCAGUGGUAGUGACAGAUACAGUUUAAAACCGGUGGUAGUGGCAGAAACUGCUUAAAACCAGUGGUAUAGUGACAAACACUGUUCAAAACCAGUGGUAGUGACAAACACUGUUUGAAACCAGUGGUUGUGACAGACUUUGUUUAAAACCAGUGGUUGUGACAGACACUGUUUAAAACCAGUGGUUGUGACAGACACUGUUUAUAACCAGUGGUUGUGACCAACACUGUUAAAAACCAGUGGUAGAUGCAGAAACUGUUUUAAACCAGUGGUAGUGACAAACACUGUUUGAAACCAGUGGUAGUGACAAACACUGUUUAUAACCAGUGGUAGUGACAUACGCUGUUUAUAACCAGUGGUUGUGACCAACACUGUUCAAAACCAGUGGUUGUGACAGACACUGUUUAAAACCAGUGGUUGUGACCAACACUGUUUUAAACCAGUGAUAGUGACAAACACCGUUAAAAACCAGUGGUAGAUGCAGACACUGUUCAAAACCAGUGGUUGUGACAAACACUGUUUAUAACUAGUGGUUGUGACAAACACUGUUUAUAACUAGUGGUUGUGACAAACACUGUUUAUAACCAGUGGUUGUGACAAACACUGUUUAAAACCAGUGAUUGUGACAGACUUUGUUUAAAACCAGUGGUAGUGGCAGAAACUGCUUAAAACCAGUGGUAGUGACAAACACUGUUAAAAACCAGUAGUAGUGACAAACACUGUUUGAAACCAGUGGUUGUGACAGACUUUGUUCAAAACCAGUGGUUGUGACAGACAUUGUUUAAAACCAGUGGUUGUGACCAACACUGCUCAAAACCAGUGGUAGUGACGGACAGUGUUCAAUACCAGUGGUAGUGACAGAUACAGUUUAAAACCGGUGGUAGUGGCAGAAACUGCUUAAAACCAGUGGUAUAGUGACAAACACUGUUUAAGACCAGUGGUUGUGACAGACACUGUUCAAAACCAGUGGUAGUGACAGACACUGUUUAAAACCAGUGGUAGUGACAAACACUGUUUGAAACCAGUGGUUGUGACAGACUUUGUUUAAAACCAGUGGUUGUGACAGACACUGUUUAUAACCAGUGGUUGUGACCAACACUGUUCAAAACCAGUGGUAGUGACGGACACUGUUUUAAACCAGUGGUUGUGACAGACUUUGUUUAAAACCAGUGGUUGUGACAGACACUGUUUAAAACCAGUGGUAGUGACAAACACUGUUUGAAACCAGUGGUUGUGACAGACUUUGUUUAAAACCAGUGGUUGUGACAGACACUGUUUAUAACCAGUGGUUGUGACCAACACUGUUAAAAACCAGUGGUAGAUGCAGAAACUGUUUUAAACUAGUGGUAGUGACAAACACUGUUUGAAACCAGUGGUAGUGACAAACACUGUUUAUAACCAGUGGUAGUGACAUACACUGUUUAAAACCAGUGGUUGUGACAGAUACUGUUUAAAACUGGUGGUAGUGGCAGAAACUGCUUAAAACCAUGGGAAAAGAGAAAGAGAAGAGAACGGUUUCUCAAUGAUAUAUUUUAAUUACCUAGACCUAGGUACAAUUUACUUUCAUGACGACAGAGUAUUUCAGAUUUUAAAUUGAUGUACUAGUUAUAAUUUAAAAGUCUGGAAUCGCAAUUUUUGUCUAGGUAGGAAAGAAAAAGUAUUUCAUGUUUUUUAAAAAAACAAUGAUUAUACUUUAUAGGAAUCAAGUAGGUAUACUUAAUCGAAAACAAAAAUAAGAAUUAUUCAAUUUUAAAUAUUUUGAAUUUAAUUGAAUUUUUUUCUGCAUGUUCUCCUUUAAAAAAAACAAAAAAACAACUAGGUAGGUAAGUAGGUAAUCAUUUGAAAAAAUCUUGAAAAUAUAUAAAUGAGAAUAUUUAUUUCGACAGCAAACAUUUCUGAUCUAGAAACAAUUUUAAAACAAUCACGUAAAUGUUACAAUUUAGUUUUUUUUUUCCUAGAAAAAAUUAACCUUUAAGAAUUGAAUGCCUGCUACUUGAAAAGUAAAUUGGAAUUUUAAUUUACUUGGUGUUUUUCUGGGAGACAAAAAUUUGAACUUCAACAAUGUGAUGUAAAAAUUGAAAAAUGUUCUGAAAAAGUUGACAAAAAAUAUUUAUCUUACCUACUUAAUUAAAAUUAAAAUUUUUAAUUUAGAAAUUAUUAUUUUGGAAUAAAUUACAUUUUAAAAAAAUUAAUCAUCGUUUUUCAAUAGUUUCUCUUAGAUAAAAUUAGGGGUUGUAUUGUAGAACAUGCUUUAAGUAGACUAUUUGGUUGAUGGUCUUUCAACAUUUAGCACCUCUGAAAAAUCAAGAAUUCCAAAAAAAAAAAAAAUGUACCAAAACUUGACAAAUAAGAAUAAAUAAUGUAGAGGGUACUUGGGACUCCAUGUUACCACUCUACAGUGGUAAUUUGAUGCCCAGGCAGGCGGCAACACUGCAACCGGUACAGCGCCAUCUGGUGUACUGGUUCAGUGGAGACGACGGCCGAGAUUGCCGAAGCGAGCCGCCUUGCAGUUUUCUAACCAUCUUCAUAAAGAGUAGUAAUAAGUUUAACGCUGGCUUAUGCCAACUCUGUCUGUUAGGAAACGCCUCAUCACCAGCAGAAUCUUUCGUGUAAACGAAUGGUAUUGAAUAGUUAUCGUAGUAACGUUCUUAUUCACUGUACAUCAAAUGAGAGAUAUAAAUAUAUGGUGAAACGUAUGUAUUUGUGUUGAUCAUUGAUUUACGACGAGUUGUAGAGAGUAGUAGUUGGGUAGACUGAGAUAGGUAUUUAUACCUUGUGGGUUCAGUGUUCUAUACGAACUGGGUUGUUUUAGGGUUAAGGUACCAGGUGGCAUAAGUGAGACUUUUCCCCUAAACCAUAAGAACCCUCUGUUUUACCCUAACAUUGGCGCCAUAAACGUGGUGUUUCUUUCUGAGAAGUUCUGAGCAGGUUGAGAAGUGAAAGUUUGCAUAACUGUGCAAAGUGGAACGAAGUUGCUCGGAUACGGAUCGGACAAACCCAUGUGUAACCAGGUUAGUGGUGAACGUUUUAUUAUUUCGUUAAGUUAUUCGUUUAUUCGCGAUCGUUCGUAAUUCGCGAAGUGUUUUUUGGUAGUGAAAAACUGAAAAUUUGCACUUUUGUGCAAGAUUGUACUAACCUGGUCAAGUCCAUUCCUGCUUGAUUUGUGUGCAGUUCUGUCCUGCAACAAAGAAAGUAGACGUUGUUUAGCCGGAUUUUUCUUGAAGUAAACGAAAGUUUUCUUACCUAAUUUGAGUAUUAUUUACCUAAUUUUUGAGUAAAAUGAGUUCCAACAGAGGUGGGCGUGGCUCCUCUAAUUCUUUGAGUAGAUCGAAUUCUGGAAAUAAUUUAGAAUCAUUAGAGGAUUAUCGUCGUAAUAUAGGCUCUAACGUUAAUGGUAAUCGUGUAGCUACUCCCAGUGCUUCCCAAAUCCCUCAAAGACAACCGAGAGAUGCGGCAGUGGCCUGUACCCAAAGAAUUCACGAAACUUUUCCGAGGAGAAGAAAUGAGAGUAGUGCAGGCCCGGAAGCACCUAGAAAGCAAGCGAGGCUUGAAAGUGAGAGUAGUGAGACGAACAGAGACGAAGCUGAGGCGCAAGCAGAAUUGAACAUGCAUCAAGCAAUGUCCAAUUUGGCAAAUUCGAGCAGGAACGAACCUGCUCCAGAUGUGCAAAAUGAAGCUGAGUCUGAACCUGUCGUGAGUAGACCUGAGCCAAACCCAAUGCAAAGCCUGUUGGAUAGCCUCGACGCUGAUGUACAGCAAGCUUUAAACCAAGAUAAUGUCGAUUCGGCUGCAGGUCAAAACCUGCAAGCUGAAGACUUACUAAAUAGGACGAUAAAUCCGAGGCGAUCGAGUUCUAGGGAGUCUGGACGAACAGUUACUGUCUCAGACAACCCCGAAUCGCGUCGUGGAUCCAGUGGUAGCCAAAGUGCGGUGCAAAGGCCUACCGCGAGGCGCAUCAGCCCCCUACCACCCCCUCGAAGUGUGAGAGCGAGUAGCGAACCGGUCUAUGGGGUGACAGUCGAAAAUGUCACCAUGAGCAUCGAGGAAGAAGCGCAAGCGCAAAUGGCGAGUAGAUUUAGGGAGUUGAGCCUAAAUAACGUAAGAACUAGGCCCCUGGAGACGUUAUUUGGUGGUUUUUUACCAUCCGAGAAUAGACCUAGGGAUCCGAGUGCACCUCCUCCCUACUCUGCUGUAGACCCCCUCGCAAAUGUUCAGCCACCAGUAGGCACUAGAGACGAGUCGCGACGAGCUCAAAAUAAUUUUCAACAGGAAGUUGAAACAAUGACUAGACCAGCAGUUACACGCGCACGUCCGAGCGUGAACGUAGCUAUUCGAAGAUUUGAUUUUAGGCCGGUGAAUUUAGGCGUUGAGCACCAGCUUAUCCGAGUAGAAAGUAGACGACCGGAAACUGCUACAGACGCGUACGUUAAUGCGCAAAUACCUAAUUUGCGCGAUAAUUGCGAAAUCUUAGACCAUAGAACCGAAUGUAUUGAGACUGAAUUAUCGCGUACUCGUGUUGAUUUGGAAACAAUAUACCGUGAGAUUCAAAAUAAUAUAAUUGAUAGAGAUACAGCGAGUACCGCUCGAAUGCGCCAAAUGGCACAGGCAUGGGGUACCAAUCACUCUAGGCUUAUAAAUCGUAUCGGUGAUGAGAUUCACAAUGAAGGUCUGAGAAUGACGCAAACGAUGGACGCGGUUGCGGUGCUGGCCGAUGAGAUUCGUGUUGAGAGGCAAGCGAGACAGCGAGACGCCGGUUUAAUUCGAUUAUUGACGCAAAGAGUCGUUGAGUUGGAAAAUGAGCGUCAGGCUGAGGCGCCGCAAGGCGGGAGGCCACUCUCACAAGCUCAAACUGGCUCUAACAUUCCCCAAAGUGACCCUGUACCACCCGAUGGCCGAAGAUUCGGGGUUGACAACCACUUUCAGUGGCAGGACAUUCCUGCAAGAUGGCAGCAGGGUCCCCAAAUGAGAACGCGACAAGCUUCGCAACAAGAUGUGAGAUUUGAGCAGAAUAACGCGCAAUCCAACAAUGCGCGAUCGAACAGUGCGCAAUCGAGACCUGAGGGUCGAGGAGAUUCGUUUGGAAGUUUGAGUAACGAUGCGCAGCCUCACAGAAGCGAAGCUGAAUUGAUAAGAUCUAUGCAAUGCAAUGCCUUAGGGCUGAGAAUUGCAUAUGAGCCGCUAAACGAGAAUAUCAACUACGGUGCGGGAAAUUGUGCAGCAAAGUUAGGCACGCUGCAAGUAUUAAAAAUUAUUUACGAUGAGAGUAAUGAGUUUGAGCCGCAUCUCUUCGUGCGCCAAUUUGAAGAGGCAAUGGAGAGCAUGUAUGCGAAUGAGACGAUGUAUAUUAGUAUGUUUAGGCAACUAGUAACACACCCGAAAGCGGCCACCUGGAAAGCGAACACCGGUACCGAAAAAUCGUACAAAGCGUUGAGACAAUCGUUCUUGCAAGCAAUGUGGAGCCAGCAGCGUCAGGAAGAUGCAAUGAGUCACGUUAGAGCAGUAGUACUUCCUGCUACACGUUCUACUGAUAUGGCAACAGUUGCGCUGCGCUGGUUGCGAGUAGUCUCGAAUGUGCAAACCACCGAAUGGCAGAUGAUAAAUGCCGUCUAUCCGCGAAUUAAUCCAAUUUUAAGAACUAGGAUUACGAAUGAGGAGCGUAACGAUAUUGUAUUGUUUGCGAGACGUCUCAUAGAAAUGACUCAAAACGAGGAGUUCAUUGAAGGAGUACCGAACUUGCAGCUCAGAGUUCAAGAUAAUGCUCAACCUCAAGUUAAUCGUAGAAAUCGUACGAACGAUAACUGGCAGAGAGGUGCUAGUAACAACAACGGCGCUAGAGCAAACUCGGCGGAUACGAGACGUAACAAUGGCGGUGGUUAUAGGUCAAAUGACAACAAUGGCCGUAGAGACGACAGAGCUAGAUCUGACAACCGAGACGCUCGAAAUACGCGUGACAAUCGAGACUCACGUGACAACCGCGAUACACGUGAUAACCGCGACUCACGGGAUAACCGUGACAACCGAACGCGCAAUCGCGAUGAUACUCGCAACUCCCGAGAUAGCCGCGAUAACAGAGAAGAUUCGCGAAGACGUACUAACGACACCGGAGCCGCAGCUUCUGGCUCAAACUCGAAAAGAGACGACAACAAAGGAAAUGCCAGACGUGAUCGUAGAGCGAGAGACGGUGGUACCACCAAUGAGGCUGAUGCAGGCUAUUCUGAGAUGAAUCCGGAUGAUCCACCUUACUCUGAGGAUGAGGUGUCUGAUGACAGUUCUCAGACGUCGUCUUUAAACGACGACGUGACGCAGGCUUAAAAAAGAAAAGAGCCACAGCCCCCCCGAGCCCGAUCUCCCCUACGAAGAGUUUGACUUAGUUGGCGACGCAUUCGCGCAAUUAUUAAUCGAAAUUACAAAAGCUAGAGCUAAAAACAACGGUAGCGGAGACGAUGCUAAAAAAGAAAGCAAGAGUAGCGUUGAAAAAAUUUCUGAGAACUGUACGAU